UUGUUGUUUCCGUUUCGUUUCGGCGUCAGUUCACGGUUCGCGAUCGCAGAUCACUUAAAAAUGCUUACUGCUUACUGCCUACUGCCUACUGUUUAGUGAUUACAGCUUACCAUUCUUUCGGAAAACUUGUUUUAUAUGCUCCAAGUGUAUUCAAUUCAAACUCAAAUGAUCAUUUUAUGAUCAUGUUUUAUUACAUUGGGAUGUGACAUUUUUAAAUUGCUACGCACAAAUGAAUGAUAACCAAUCCGAUAAUUUGCAUUGCUGUGAAUAUAUUAAUAUGAACGAAGAAAAGUCUACUAUAAUAUCAGACCUUUGUAUUUGUCCACCAUUUGGAAACUGCUGUUCAAAUUUGUUAAAAUGUCCACCAUCUAGAGACAUAGAAAUAAAUGUUAUGGUGGCAAAUUUUCAAGAUCGAUUUAGAAUUCCUUGGCAGGGUGGAGCAAGACGCAUUUCUUUAGAUUCUGCAGUACCAUUACUUCUCUUUCCGGCUACUCUUUAUUUUGCUGCUUUGGGGUUUUGGCCAACUAUAUUAAUGUUUCCAUUGGUUACAUUUUUUCUCUAUUAUACUCAUCAUACUGUCCGCAAGUACAGAGUGGCUACAAAAUUUUUCUAUGUUUGGACAUUGACAUCAGCAUCAUUAGUGUUGAUUGUAUUCCAGUUUCUGGUUGUGCCCAUGUUAGAUAUAAACACUAAUGAGAAUAUUAUAAUUACAGUCACUAUGAUAGCCACAGCAGCUUGUUUCUAUUUUACCAAGAAACACGCAAUCAAAUCUCAUCUGAAAUAUGAUCUGGAAAUGACUAAUGUCAAUGAAACAAAUGAAAAUAUAGUUUUAAUAAACGAAAGUGAAAAUAUUCAAUGUAAUACUUGUAAAAGGAGUGUACCAUCCAGAACGUAUCACUGUUUUGUGUGUAAGACCUGUGUGAUCCAACAACAUAUACAUUCUUAUUGGAUAGACUGUUGCAUCGGAAAGCAUAAUAGGAAACCAUAUAUGGCAGGUCUGGUACUCGGUUCAGUUUUGUUUACAUUUUUAUCAAAUCUCAUUCUAACUACACUAUGUCAUCCUUUCAAUGUUUUUGCCACAAUCAUGUUACCCGAUGAUUGUAGUGAUGUAUAUUAUGAUAUUAUGUAUGGUAUUUGUUUUGUAUCUGGGCUGUAUUGUUUUGCAGUCGGAAUCAUUUUAUUUGUUAUGUUUAUCAAAGAUAUCUAUAUGGUUUCAUUAGGAAUAACUUACCACGAGUGGCAAGAACAAUGUAAAGAUUUUAAAGGUGAUUGCCGUUGGUUCUUAUCUAGGCAUAUUAUUAGAAAUGUAUUAUCAAAUUGGAAAGCAUUUUUCAAUAAUGUCUAAACUUUGAGUCUGAGUAUGACAUGUUUUUACGUUUUUCAUACAUUUAUUUUAUGCAUUACUUUUAUUAUAUUUAUAUAUAAA
Rhopalosiphum maidis (corn leaf aphid) is the source of this 1426-nucleotide messenger RNA. It is a transcript of the gene GABPI, whose product is annotated as palmitoyltransferase ZDHHC23. Lineage: Eukaryota; Metazoa; Arthropoda; Insecta; Hemiptera; Aphididae. Gene Ontology annotation, molecular function: protein-cysteine S-palmitoyltransferase activity. Gene Ontology annotation, biological process: protein targeting to membrane; peptidyl-L-cysteine S-palmitoylation. The coding region runs from base 230 to 1345 and encodes 371 amino acids. Gene Ontology annotation, cellular component: Golgi apparatus; endoplasmic reticulum. The record is from RefSeq and is a predicted model, not a curated record. The transcript has 5 exons.